AUGGCUUUCAUCUUUAAUAAAGUUCUCUUUUCUUUGUCUAAUCCUUUAAAGAAUUCGCCUUUUUACUCGUACUUCAAAUAUUACAUUAAAUUAUGUACUUACGCAACAGGGUGGCCCCACCUUCGGGUAGAAGGAGGAUAUCAGUGUUUAACAUGUAACAAAGUUGUCUCUAAUACAGAGAUCUGUAAACACUUAGAUUCUGAGCAGCAUAAGGUUGCUCGGGUUUCAUUAGGCUGCACUAGAAAUGAUGCUGACAACAACCAACCAAAUAUUGACCAAAUAAAUGAAGAGAAGAAGGAACAGACGACAGAGAAUGAAGCCCAUGGAGAUGAUACGCAAGCGACAUCUAGCAAAAAUGUUGACACAGAGGUUUUGUCAGAUAACUCCUCUGUUACUGAAGGAAAAGCUAUAAAGAAACCAACUGCUGUGAGUAUAGAACUAGAAACUUAUGCAAACAAACAUGGCUUGAUCGUAACCCAAGAUAGGUUUAGUUUAAAUUGUCAGAUCGAGUCUCUGUAUCAUUGCGGUUUCUGCGGCGUAUUUCAGAAAGAAUUUGGGAGCAUAUUGGAUCACCUUAACACUGCUUUACAUGAACACCAAAAGGAUACAAAAAAGAAGAUUUUGCAACGUAUUAAGGACGAAGGACUACUGAACCACCACAGUACAAAGGAAAUAAAUAUAUUCGAAAGAUUUCUCGCUCUUAGCGAAUAUUAA
This is a messenger RNA of Arctia plantaginis, 714 nucleotides long. The record is from the annotation of a GenBank genome assembly. NCBI's taxonomy places the organism in Eukaryota, Metazoa, Arthropoda, Insecta, Lepidoptera, Erebidae.